AUUGCACCACCGCAUCCACUACAGCGCUCCUGCAGGCGGCCAUGCUCCGAUGGAGGGGAUAAAACCGACCGCCGCGUCUACGCUCUCCAAAUUAUCCGGCGCCGUGUCGCUCCAGAUGUGACUGACAAGUCGUUCCACUCCUGUGCAGGUCGACGCAUGCAGCGGCUGUGACAUCAUGGCUUUGGUUAUGGAACCUAUAAGUAAAUGGACGCCGAAGCAAGUACUGGACUGGAUGAAGGGUCUGGAUGACUGUCUUCAGCAGUAUGUGAAGAGUUUUGAGCGGGAGCUGAUGGGUGGAGAGCAGCUUCUGCACAUCACCCAUCAGGAGCUGGAGGAGUUGGGGGUCACCAGGAUAGGACAUCAGGAGCUCAUUCUGGAAGCUGUUGACCUUCUCUGUGCACUGAAUUAUGGCCUGGAGACGGAAAACCUGCGGACUCUAUCACACAAGCUCAACGCUUCAGCAAAGAACCUGCAGAACUUCAUCCUGGGGCGACGGAGGGGAGGACAUUAUGAUGGAAGAGCUUCCCGCAGGCUACCCAAUGAUUUCCUCACCUCAGUGGUGGAUUUGAUUGGUGCAGCCAAAAAUCUACUUGCCUGGCUUGACAGGUCUCCAUUUGCCAGCGUGACAGAGUAUUCAUUACUGAAGAACAACAUUGUGCAGCUCUGCCUAGAAUUAACUACUAUUGUACAGCAGGACUGCACUGUUUACGAGACCGAGAACAAGAUUCUACAUGUGUGUAAGACCUUAGCAGGGAUAUGCGACCACAUCAUCUCACUGUCAUCCGACUCUCUGGUCUCUCAGUCUGCACAUCUGGAGGUGGUCCACCUCACCAGCAUAAUGCCCAGUGAAGGCCUGGGGAUGUACAUUAAAUCAACAUAUGACGGACUUCAUGUUAUUACUGGGACCACGGAGAAUUCCCCAGCAGACCAGUGCAAAAAGAUCCAUGCAGGUGAUGAAGUAAUCCAAGUCAACCAUCAGACAGUGGUGGGCUGGCAGUUGAAAAACUUGGUCAACGCUUUGAGAGAAGACCCAUGUGGAGUCAUCCUCACGCUGAAGAAAAGGCCACAGAACACCCUGAGUUCCACACCGGCUCUGCUCAGGAACGUGCGCUGGAAACCACUUGGCUUGCAGCCGGUCCCCACAAGCCCUACCAGCACUUCCCCUACACCCGGUGGCACUUUAGGCAUGUCCAAAAUGGAUGCCCAAGACGUCUACAUUCUUUCUCCUGUCUCCGGACUAUACAGCCCAAGAGAAGAGCUGGGUUUGAUUUCAUGUGAUGACAUCAGCCGGUACAGUGUGACUCCCCAGUCUGUCUCGAAAGGGUCAGAAGCCGUCAGCUAUUACCUGGACCAGGACAGCGGCCAGUACUUCUCUCUUCUGGAGGGAGAUGGACCCCCGGGCUCCGACUAUGACAGGGGCCGUAAUACGGGCGUGCGCAGGAGAGAUAAGACCCCCACUCAUGGUGACCUCAGACCUGUUUCCAUGCCUCCCGAAUAUAACUGGAUGGCCGAGGCCAAGGAACCCAGCAUGGGCAAGAGAGGGAGCCGAGAUUCAGACAACUCCCUGCUGCGUUACCUGAGUGACGACAAGAUCCUGGUCAUUGAAGAGGAACCAGACGGUCCAGGGAGAGAGAGUCGGCGGGACUCCACCAGACGCUCUCGACGCAAGAGCCGCAAUCCCAGCAGCCCCAGCUUCCCUAUCAGCCCAUCCAUGCUGUCCUCCACCUUGCGUUUAGAUCAGCCACCUGAUGCUUUGCCUCGAGGUGCGGACACACUACGAGCAGACACAACAGACAGGUACUCGGGCUCUGGAAGCUCAGGAGCAGCCUCUAUGAAGAAGUCCUUCCAUUACACCUCACUAAGAACGAAAACCAAAAAGAGAAGUAAAGGUUCCCUAACUAGUGCCAGUCGAAGGAGAAUCUCGUGCAAGGAUCUCGGCCAUGGUGACUGUGAAGGCUGGUUGUGGAAGAAGAAAGACGCUAAAGGAUACUUUACUCAAAAGUGGCGGAAGUACUGGUUUAUCCUGAAAGAGUCGUGCCUCUACUGGUACACCAAUCAGAAUGAUGAGAAGGCUGAGGGCUUCAUCAGCCUCCCUGAGUUCAGAAUAGACAGAGCCAUAGAGUGCAGACGGAAAUUUGCCUUCAAAGCUUGCCAUCCCAAAAUCAAGAGCUUCUUCUUUGCCACAGAUUGUCUUGAAGAAAUGAAUAGGUGGAUGAACAGGCUUGGGUUGGCCGCUAUUGGCUACACCCCAGAUGACAAAGUGCCACGCCCAGAUGAAGACUACUGGAGCGAGAGUGAUCAAGAUGAGGUUGAUGGCUCCAUGACACUUAAACAAGAGGGGCCGUCCUCCCUCUGCGAUACUUACCACCGCACGCCGUCGUCAAACCUCCUGCACACGUAUGACCAGUUGCCCCGUUCGGUCAGCUCCAUGAGCCUCAUGCGCUCCACUCCGUCCCCACUUCCUCUACCAAUGAGUGCCUCCACCUCCCCCAUCCCUCCACAGAUGGUCUCUUCCACCUCCCCUCUUCCUCCCCAGGUCAAUUCUUCUAGCCCUUUCCCAGAGCCAAAGCACGGGCGACACUUUUCUAGCGAGUCCACGCACUCCCACUCUUCUGCUGAAGACCAGCGGGGAGAAGGAUUGGGUAUGGGCACUGGAACGGGCAGCACCAGUACCCACUCCUCAGGUUGCCGCUCGUCCCACCGUGAGCGCCGCUCCUGGCAGGACCUCAUUGAGACCCCACUGACCAGCGCGGGGCUGCACUUCCUCCAGACAGCACCAGGAGAAAACGAUUAUGGCGGCGUAAUGGCGGGUGAGAUGGGGCUUUACGGAGGACUGGGCAGACAGGGCAUGUCGCCAGAGAGACGUAGGCAGGCCACGCUUCCGGUGCGGAGACACCAUGCCGCAGAGAGGGACAGGGAUCGGGAUGGACCCUUUCCUCUUGAACGUGGGCCGCACACCCACAGCUACACACAUCGACGCUCCCACAAGCAGCGCAGCCAGAGUCUGCCCAGGAAUAGAGACCCUUUUGGGGCAAAGUUGCUACACUCUUCAGCUCACAUGGAGGAAAGAAGCGAAGAUGAGGAGGCAGAGAGGCAGGCUGCAGACAUCCUGGAGGGUGACGAGGAUUUGCGGGAGCUGAGAGUUGAGAGCAGAGAGCGGAGGGUUUCAGAGGGAAGAGAGAGGCGGGUGUCAGAAGGACGUGAACCUGAGCCGUUGGAUGGGCUAGAGCAGCUGUAUCGGGCCCUUGAGCAAGCCAACGUUACGGCGCUGGGAGACCCAAGACCCUGUAGCAGGCAGGAAUUUCGACGAGGUUUUACUCAACGAGUCAGGGACCCUCUCCUGAACGACAGACUGCACAGGGUUCGAGCACUACGCAGCACUUUGAAGUGUAAUGUCUCCUCCAGGCCAAAGAGUCCGAGCUGGCGGUCAUCUGCGCCCUCCUGGAGGACCCAGGCCUGUGUUCCCAGACCUUCAGAGAGUGGAAGCAGUGGCACAGCGAGCUCUAUUCCGAAAUCUGCCAGCUCAGCCCUGCAGGCACUAACGGCCAGGAUGACUUCUCCCCGCUAGGCGCUCCUGUCAUGACCCACACACACUCCUUUAUUGAGACCCAUGUGUGAGACAGAUGCACACACACCCACACACACACAUACACACACACAUACACACACACACACACACACACACACACACUGUAUCAUGUGUAAAUAUAGAGGGAACAGUCUGAGAUAUGCGUGUAUGAACUUUUGAUAACUCUGAGGACCCCUGAGGGUGCCUGUUGCAUGCCUGAACAGAAACCAUUAAUCUUCUUUUGUCUAUGGAGCUCAGCAUAAAGUCCUGUCAAGAAGGGAAUGGGAGACAUUUCGACAUGUUACUUUGUAUACUCUUGUUUUUGCUAUUAUUCUGCUUGAUUUUAGGGGGACGGGGCAGUAAUGUAGCAGCAAUACAGAGGAGAAUUAUUUUCACCACAGCACUGUACUUUUGUACUGAUGAACUUUGCACUCAGAGCCACCAGUCCUCCCCCUUCUCCCCUUCCCUUUGGUUUCCUCACUGCAUAUCACGCUGAUUUAUGUGUAGGGACCUCACUGUUAUCCCAGCUGAUCUGACAGGACAGUGCGGGGGAAGUCAGCUCAGUGACUUUUAUUAUAAUAGAAGACUGUGAAAGGUAGCCAUGGACGCUGGUUAAUCACUUUACCAAUGAACCAAUGAAAACAACCACCACAGUCAUUAACAACCAUUUCUAUUAUUUCUAUAGAUGCUCCAUUUUUUUCAAACUGCGUCAGUUUGUCUGCGCAACUGAGUGCAAACCUACAGUUUAACUUCCGACUUCUGUUUAUUCUCUUUCUAAGAGUGUGUAUAUGUGGAUACUGUAUACAUGUUUGCAUUCCACUACCACUGUGAUUUGCGUUUAGAGGUAGCGGUGGACGUAUGUAUCAGAGCGGGUGCAAAUUAAUUUUGUUUUCAAAGGAGUCACUCACUGCAAAGAAUGCACUUUCUAUAUAUCUUCAUCUCAUUGGCGCCAUCACAGGGUCUGUGUCUCAUCGGCCUCUUUACCAUUGCUGUUCAAAUGAUCAGGUACAAGCAUUUGUCUCAUUUUCUAAAGAUUUGUGUACAGUGGACAAAUAUAUUUAAACAUAGAUAAAUAUAUAAAUCUAUUUACGUUUUGUGUCAUAGAUAUAAUGUAAAGUACGCUGUGUUCUAUGCCAAGGCCAAGGUUUUGCAGUGCACCGCCCCUCUUUACUUCUAUUAUCACUGAACUCAGAGCAAACCCCCGUCAUCAACCUGAGUAACAUUUUUCUAGUAUCAAGGCUGACCCGUAGACAUUCUCCUAGUGAUGCGUUGCAUGAGGAAAAAAGGUCUGGGACUGAUUUGAUUGGACAGGGUAAAAUAUUGUGGAUCAUUUUUCUUUUCUUAUACUUCUCAUGAUUGCGGGAUUGAUUGACUUGCAGUGCAUGAUUCGCGCAGAUUUGAAUGUGCAGAGACUUAAAGGAACUCUUUCCGUUUAUGUAUCUGUGUGUUAAGACAUGCAAAGUCGCACAACUGAAGGUAUUGGCAUUCUGUUCAUAUAGUCAGUGCAAUGAGGGGCCUCCGAAAAGGAGGUGACGUCAUUGUUUAUUGUUCACCAUACAAUCAUACACAGAAAAGAUCGUUCUUGUACAUGAUUGAUAGCAGGUGGUUUCCGACACAAGUGUGCAACAUGGGCCAAGGAUUCUGACAGACACGUGUAGCACCUGCUGCAUCCAGCACUACCUGUACGUAAUCUUCACUACUUUUUUGCCCCUCAUCAUAUUACACACUUGUGAAAUAUCAAACACAACCCAGAUAUAGCUCUGUUUUUGAAUUGUUUAUUUGAAAGUACCAUAAAGAAACUAAAUGAUGCAAGCACUUUCCCUGUGCCUCCCAACCCUCUCUUUGGCGACGCUCGACUGGCUUUACUGGAGCUCCUACACACACAGCUGAGGACGAGUGGGAGUACACAGACUUGGUCUUCUGCUGAAGAGCAAUUUGUUUGAAAGAACAAAAAGCGAGUUCUGGUUUGUAGUCACUCCUCAUGUCUGUGUGUAUGUGUGUGUGUGUGUGUAGACCUGCAGAAAGGGGCCGGAAACAAAGGGGAGACUCCAUUGUGUGUCCUUUCAGGGGGUGUAUGCCUCAUGGUACAUUGCACAGGUGUGUACGGUGUAAGUUGCACUGCAACAUAAAAAAAGGAACAUAUUGCUCUUUUUCAAGGAUGAUAUUAGCUUACUGUUAUUAUGUACAAUAAACUGACGAAAGAUAUCGAAAAAAGAAAGACAAGUACAUUUAUUCUUCCUAAAGUAGCCUUUUUUGGUUUCAUAUAUAUGAAUAUAUAUUACAAAAAAUACAGAUUGUAGACUUAUGUUGUUCAAAUUUGACUCCAAAUAAACGGAAUCCUCUGCACUAUGA
This is a messenger RNA of Nerophis lumbriciformis (worm pipefish), 5920 nucleotides long. Its product is annotated as connector enhancer of kinase suppressor of ras 2. NCBI's taxonomy places the organism in Eukaryota, Metazoa, Chordata, Actinopteri, Syngnathiformes, Syngnathidae. Gene Ontology annotation, biological process: regulation of signal transduction. Gene Ontology annotation, molecular function: protein binding. The record is from RefSeq and is a predicted model, not a curated record. Gene Ontology annotation, cellular component: cytoplasm; membrane.